UUGGGCGCCCACUGUAUGCAAAUAGCUGUUUCUGCCACUUCCUUUCCUACCCACAUCCUGAAGCAGGGAGGGGAAGUGGGGAAGAAAAGGCAAAGAGGGCGUGGAGGUCGGCAGGUGGGCAUCUCCGGUCGCCUCCAGCCUCACCCCACUGCCGGCGCCGGCCACGCCCCCAGCCUCGCCCUAGCCCCCCAAACCCACUUUAAACUCCCGCCCCCUCUUAACGACGACCAAUGCCCGGCCGGGGAGCCCGAAGGAGACCGAGGAUUGGCCGGCGCGGCGGUUGCCGAGGUGACGGGUGGGUCCGGUGGGGACCCCGACCGCGGCGGGGGCGAGGGGUGCGCGGCGGCUUCCGCCCCCGAGCCGCGCCGGCUCCUGUCGCGCACCCCCUCCCCCCGCGUCCCAGCCCUCACCGCUCGGCUGCGGAAGGGGGCGACCCGGCUCUGCCCCCCUCCCCCCGGCCCGGCGCGCCCCGCGCGCCCCCCGCCGGCCUCCGGCUUGGGGCGCACCGCCCUCCGCCUCCGUCUCCGCCCCCAGGACCCGCGGCCGCCCGCUCCCGAGCGCGGCUUCCCCGGCCAGCGGCGCGAUGGGCUGCGGGAACUCCACCGCCACGAGCGCGGGCGCCGGCCGAGAACAGAAGAAUCGAUAACGGAAGAUGACAAGAGGAGAAACUAUGGAGGGGUAUAUGUUGGUCUCCCAUCUGAAGCUGUCAAUAUGGUAUCCAAUCAAACAAAGACUGUACGAAAAAAUUAGAAGAAAAUAUCAUGACUCAAUGAUCAAGAGCUUGCUCGUUAAGAUUUGGAAGGAAUUGCACCCCAUGGGACAUCAUAAUGUGCACAGAAAUUCCCGAGGAAAUUCUAAAUAGUCACCUGCUUCGCCUCCCCUCCCCACCCAGAUUCCUAAGUCUGUAGUUGAAACAUGGGUACAUGUUGAAUGUCGUGGUGCUAGACAGGAAGUGGGUGAACAGUACAUGGGCAGAUGGGACUUUCUGGGGUCCACCUGUGGAAGACAAGCUGACACAAGCUGGUGCCUGGAGCCAGCCUGCUAUGCCUGGCAGCAUCGUCACCUUGGCCACUCGACACAGCUCAUGAAGAUCAUGUCUUUUCACUGAUACUUUUUUGAUAGUUUUUAUAUAACAAAAUCCUUAUUCUAGUUAUGACUUCAGAUACUAAGGCACUAUACGUGAACUCCCUAAAGUAAUAUAUUUGUGUGUUACCUUUCACUAUUUUUAGGUCACGUUAAUUUUUAGCUGUAAUAAUGGUUAAGUUGAUUCUUACUGUUACCUCUUUCCCUUUUUUACCUUUUGGUUUUCAGCUUUAUGUAAGCGUCAGAGAAUUUCUUCAGUUGGGAACGGUGUGUCUUAUGUUGCAAUAUUUAAAAAUAAGCCACUGAAAUUUGCAUGCCCCACGCGUGUUUCGAUUAACUUUGUUUUCUUUAGCCGAAGGCUCAUGUCACCCUGGAUCCUUCGUAUCCAUCGAUUCUCCCGUUCUCAUCAUGUUAAUUCUAUACUCUCUUCGAGGAUUUGUGACUGAUGGUUCGUGGGGUGUAUGGAAAGUUCUUUAUUUGAGGAUGUGUGGCCGCUUAGUAUUGCAAUGUAGAUUACUCAGUUUACCGAUGUAUUUCAACAAUUAAAACAUUUUUAAUCCCUCUUCA
Messenger RNA from Acinonyx jubatus (cheetah), 1650 nucleotides. RefSeq names its product chromosome B4 C12orf75 homolog (gene CB4H12orf75). The record is from RefSeq and is a predicted model, not a curated record. The transcript has 5 exons. NCBI's taxonomy places the organism in Eukaryota, Metazoa, Chordata, Mammalia, Carnivora, Felidae. Bases 16 to 750 code for a protein of 244 amino acids.